Molecule: messenger RNA, 1845 nt
Organism: Cetraspora pellucida
Lineage: Eukaryota; Fungi; Glomeromycota; Glomeromycetes; Diversisporales; Gigasporaceae
Source: the annotation of a GenBank genome assembly
AUGUAUUACUACUUAGCAGUAAUUAUCGCAUUUGCUAGCUACUUUUUGUAUAAAUGUUAUAUUUAUCCUUUAUAUUUGUCGCCAUUACGUAAAAUUCCUGGUCCACCUUCUGAAAAUAUAAUUCUUGGACAUUAUGCCACUUUCUUGAAGGGAGAUCAUGGUAUAGCUUUUUCUCACUUAACAAAACAAUAUGGUGGUAUAGUUAGAUAUCAUUCCUUGUUGAAUGAAACUCAUAUCUUAAUUACCGAUCCAAAGCUUGUACAAAUGAUAAUGAUUAGUCGUGCUUAUGAAUUUCCGAGGCACAGGUUUUUCAUAGCUGGGUUCAGGGAUAUAGUUGGUGAAAGUGUUAUAGUUGCUGAAGGAGAUUCUCAUAAACGACAAAGAAAAAUGAUGUCUCCUUCAUUUGCUUUGGCUAAUAUCAAGGAAAUGGCUCCAACAUUCGUUCAAGCUGGUCAUAAUUUAAAGGAUAUUUGGAUGAAAGAAAUUGGUGAUAAGGAAGAGGAAAGAAUUACAAUUACAUCAAUAAUUUCAAAGAUAACUUUGGAUGUUAUUGGUGAUGUUGGGUUUGAUUACAAAUUUAAUUCUACAACUACGGAGUCUGAAUUAGCUAAAGCAUACAAAUUCUUGACCAGUCGUAAUAUUUCGCAGUUAUACCUUGCUCUUUCCAGCCUCCUUCCGUUCAUUAGAAAACUUCCAAUAUAUGAUCACGAAGAAUAUCAUGAUUCUCUUAAAAUUGUUUCUAGUGUUUCCGAGAAACUAGUUGUUGAACACAAAAAUACUUCCUUUCAAGGAACAGAUAUAUUGUCACUAUUGACAAAAGCAAAUAAUAACUUACCCAUUGAUGAACAAUUAACUCAUCAAGAAUUAAUUGGUCAGGUUAUGACAUUACUCAUAGCUGGACAUGAGACCACUAGUACUGCAUUAUCCUGGGCACUAUACUUUCUCGCAAAAAAUCCUGAUAUGCAAGAUCGUCUUCGCAAGGAAAUACUUGAUAUAUUUCCUGAUCGUGAUUGUCAUCCAACUUUUGAUCAAAUUGAACAUUUAAAAUAUUUAGAAUGUGUCUUUAAGGAAGUUUUAAGAAUGAAUCCGCCUGUGCCUGGACUCGUUCGUAUUAAUGCUAAAGAUGAAGUGCUUAAUGGCUACUUUAUUCCAAAGAAAACUCCAUUGGUAGUUCCCAUUACCGUAAUUCAUCGUGAUCCAUCAAUUUGGGGUCAUGAUGCUGAACAUUUUAACCCAUCUCGGUGGCUUGAUUCCGAAAUAAAAUCAAAAAUAACAAAUUGUAAUUUCAUGCCAUUUAGUGCCGGCCCAAGAAGUUGUUUGGGAAUGAAAAUGGCAUAUUUAGAAUUUAAAUCUAUAUUAGCUGUAAUUAUUAGAAAUUUUGAAUUUAAAUUAGUUGAAGGUUUUACUUUUAAACAGAUAUUUAAUGGUGUAAUUAAACCAUAUCCUGGAAUUGAUUUGAUGGUUUCAAAAUUAUUUUUCAAAAUAACAUAUAUUGUGAAUUCACUUCAUGAAGAAACCUCUACAAGCGAUGAAUUUGCACCCUUGUCUCUAGAUAAUACAAAUGAAUCACAAAAAAAAAUCUCUUCCACACAUAACCGAGCACCUGUUCGAGAUUACCUUUUACCAACCUCUGAUGGAGGUAAAAGAUGUAAAUUAUGUGAACAAACUUUUGGCAACCUGACCGUGAUAUCAACUAUUAACCGACAUUUUCAAAAUUUUCACCCUUCAGAAUUUAUCAAAAUCAAACAACGUAGAUUUCGACGAUUCGAUCCUUAUGGUCCAAAUGAAAAAUUUAAAGUUGACAUUUUAAAUAAUAAACUUUUAAGAUGGGUAGUUGUUGAUUAG